This is a messenger RNA of Drosophila willistoni, 811 nucleotides long. RefSeq lists its product as uncharacterized. The record is from RefSeq and is a predicted model, not a curated record. The coding region runs from base 62 to 811 and encodes 249 amino acids. The transcript has a single exon. NCBI's taxonomy places the organism in Eukaryota, Metazoa, Arthropoda, Insecta, Diptera, Drosophilidae.
CAAAGUGAUACAAGGAUUAUCUAUCAUCACACACUCUCACACACACACACCCACAUUCAUAAUGAUGGCCCUUCGUUUGAUCAUCAGCGGAUGCUGUUUAAUGGCCCUGGUCCAGUCACGUCCUCAAUAUGGCUAUGAGCCAGCAAAUGGCGGCAUUGGAGGAGACUCUAUCAACUUUGGUAUCGGCGGUGGCAUCGGCUCAGGCAUUGAAGGUGGUAACGGUGGUGGUAUUGGCUCUGGAUUGGUGGCUCUUCCACAUCGUGGUGGCGAUAAAUAUUUGCCCCCGGCCAGCACCACACCUGCUCCCAUAAUCAAUAAGAAAUUCUAUUUGGUUUCCGCACCCGAGGAUCACAGCAAUGAUGGCAAAGUGAAGCACUUGGUAUUGGGCCGCCCACAGAAGAAUUAUCGUGUUGUAUUCAUUAAGGCACCAGCUGGCGAUAAUGGUAAUGUUAAGUACUCGGCCGAGUUUGCUCCACAGGAGGAGAAGACUGUCAUCUAUGUGCUGAGCAAGAAGAACAACGAUUUGGAUGCCAAUGACAUAGCCACACCGGCUCCUACCCAACCCACAAAGCCAGAGGUCUUCUUUAUCAAAUACAAGACCGAUGAAGAGGCUCAACAGGCCCAGAAAGAGAUUCAAGGACAAUACGAUAAGCUCGGCGGCACCAAUGAAUAUCAGGAGGAUACAAAUGCUCCCAUCACCUCGGUCAUUGGCAGUCUGGAUGGCCUCAAUCCCGAUGGCAGUUACAACUAUCGUCAGAUCAAUCGUCCACAGCCCAGUGCUCAAUAUCUGCCCAGUUUGUUGAAGCAUUAG